AUGUCCAUAUAUAGGAUUUUUAUAAUAAAUCGUGGAGGAAGUCUCAUUUACGAUUGGGAGGGUAAGAGUGAUGCCAUUUGUGUUGAAAAGACGUUCAGUUAUCCAGUGGAUAUUGUGCUUGAAGUGAUUGACCAGAGAGUGACAGUGGUCUUUGGCGAACGGGACGGCAUUGGUUUAAGGUAUACACUAGUGGGAGUCAACAAGUACCCUGUUCACGGAAGUUUGGUGAAGUUUGAGGAUAAAGAGUACCAAGUUCUUGAAUAUUUGAAAGAUGCGAAGAACUUUCCAAUAAGCCUCCGUUUCGCUCCACCAGUCAUCACUCCAAAUGAGAAGAUUAUUUUGUCGUCGACUUUUCAUUCUCUAUUUACUAUUGCUGCUCAAUUAAGUCCAGUACCAAAAAGUUCCGGUAUCGAAGUGCUUUCUACCAGCCAGUUCAGGUUACACUGCUUCCAGUCCACGACUGGUGUCAAAUUUGUAAUAAUUGGAACAGCGAAUAUAAGUGUAGGUAUUGAAAGCCUUCUUCGGAAGAUUUAUGAGCUUUAUGCUGACUAUGCAUUGAAGAACCCAUUCUAUUCAAUAGAUAUGCCGAUCCGAUGUCAGAGAUUUGAUGACGCAGUGAAAGCUUUAAUUGAGAAACACGACAAAUCCAAUAUGGUUACUGUGUAA
This is a messenger RNA of Enterobius vermicularis (human pinworm), 666 nucleotides long. Lineage: Eukaryota; Metazoa; Nematoda; Chromadorea; Rhabditida; Oxyuridae. The record is from the annotation of a GenBank genome assembly.